ACGGGGGGCGUGGUCUGUUCAGUCACGUGGGCGCAGGCCUCUACUGCUCUGCUCCCUCUAGAGCGCCCAAGGUCUGUCUCUGUCCAGAACCUGGGGACAGACGCUCUGCUGCAAUGGGCUCUUGGACUAAGGAUCAGAGCUGCCUAGCGCCCAGCUUGCUGCAGAACCAAGUGGCCGUGGUUACCGGAGGAGCCACGGGCAUCGGAAAAGCUAUCUCCCGGGAGCUCCUGCACCUGGGGUGUCAUGUGGUCAUUGCUUCCCGGAAGCUGGACAGAUUAAACUCUGCUGUAGAUGAACUGAGGAUGUCCCUGCCUCCCUCUAGCUCUGCGCAAGUCACUGCCAUACAGUGCAACAUCAGGAAAGAAGAAGAGGUGAAUAAUUUGGUCAAAUCGACCUUAGCUAAGUAUGGUAAGAUCAACUUCUUGGUAAACAACGGAGGAGGCCAGUUCAUCUCUCCUAUUGAAGACAUCAGUGCAAAGGGAUGGCAAGCCGUGAUCGAGACCAACCUGACAGGCACCUUCUACAUGUGUAAAGCAGUUUACAAUUCCUGGAUGAAAGAUCAUGGAGGGUCGAUUGUCAAUAUCAUCGUCCUGAUUAACAAUGGGUUUCCAACAGCCUCGCACAGUGGAGCUGCAAGAGAAGGCGUCUACAACCUCACCAAAUCCAUGGCUUUGGCAUGGGCCAGCAGUGGAGUAAGGAUCAACUGCGUUGCUCCUGGAACCGUUUAUUCCCAGACUGCUGCUGACAACUAUGGCCAACUGGGACAAAGCAUGUUUGAAAUGGCCUUUGAGGCCAUCCCAGCUAAGCGCCUUGGAGUCCCUGAGGAGCCGAAGCACAGGAAAGAGAGUCUGGCUUCUUACAGCUGGGGAGCUGAAAAAGAAGAGACCAUCUGAAUAGCCUUCCAGAUGAAUGUCAAUCUCCUUUUCUUCUUUUAAUGCAACAAGUGAUAAGAAAUUUAUUUGUUUUGGUUUGGUUGGUUGAUUUUGGCUUUAUUCUUUUGAAAUUGGCUGGCCCUCAAUUUGAUAUGUAGCAGAGAAACUUGUAUUUCUGACCCUCCUGCUUGCAUCUCCCGAGUGCUGGGAUUACAGGCUGGUGCCACCUGGUUUAUUCACCGUGGGAGAUCGACUCUGGGCCUUGUGCGUGCUGGGGUUCAGCUGCACCAACCCCAACAGUUUCUUUAAAAUUAGCUGCAGUGUGGAACCUGAUAUGGUAUCAGUAUACUUUCUUUUUUUUCCCCCAGGUUUAUUUAUUUAUUUUAUGUAUACAGUGGUUUGCCUGUUUAUACACCUGCCUGCCAGAAGAGGGCGCCAGAUCUCAUUAUAGAUGGUUGUGAGCCGCCACGUGGUUGCAGGGAAUGGAACUCAGGACCUCUGGAAGAGCAGUCAAUGAAUGCUCUUAACCCCUGAGCCAUCUCUCCAGCCCCCGUCACUAUACUUUCUGCGCCCCGUUAAUUUGAACCUUCCUUUUGCACACCGUGGAUCUUUGAUCUAUUUAAUUUGUAACAUAGGGCACCCGUCCUUUGCAAUGACCUGCUCACCCAGUCAGGCAGAUCGGAAAGUUGACACGGUCCGUUAGGCAAUAUGGAAAGAGCACCUUUCUCAAUGUCUCCACCCACUGCUCAAGUCUAUUUCACGUGAAAGCCCAACAUUGAAAACAAAGUGUCAGUUGUUUUUGUUUGACGUGAGAGCCUUCCUUCCUUCAUUUACAAAAAAAAAAAAAUUAAGAAGGUGCUUGCUGAGAUGGAGAGACUUGUUUGGAGAAGAGGAGGUUCAGUGGGAAUAAUAGAGAGAUGGGAGAGGGAAAUGGGGGGAAGAAUGACCAGAAUUCAUUGUAUACACACGUGAAAUUGUCAAAAAAUACAUGAUAAAAAAAAGCUUGGCCAGAUACUCAUUUUAACUGUAAUCCAGCCAUUUUCAUUUUAAAAGUGGCUUGUGGAGCUAGAGAGAUUACCCAGUGGUGAAGAGCACAUGUUGCAGCCCAGUGAUGGUGGUGGUGGUGGUGGUGGUGGUGGUGGUGGUACACACCUUUAAUCCCAGCACUCAGGAGGCAGGUGGAUCUCUGAGUUCGAGGCCAGCCUGGUCUACAGAGUGAGUUCCAAGACAGUCAGGGCUAUACAGAGAAACCCUGUCUGGAAAAACCACAACAACAAAAGAUCAUAUAUUGCUCUUUCGGGGUACCCAGGUGUGCUUCUCAGGAUCCACAUCAAGGGGCUCACAACCAGCCGAACUGUAGGUCUGUGAGGUCCGAGUCCUGUGUCUGGACCCUCAGGCACCUGUACUCACAAGUGUACAUACUCACACAGGGACACAUACACGAUACACACAUAGAAAUAAAAUGUAAAAUUAGUGGGAGAAACAGUCUUCCCAGGGAAGAGCACACCAAUUAGUUAUCCCGUACCGAAAGAUCAGCUCUGAAAACAUACAUACAAGUAACAUUAUACAGGCUGAAGAGGUUAUAUUCAGGAAUAUAUGUGCACAUACAUAUAUACAUAUAUAUAUAUAUAUGCAUGUAACAGCAAUUAAUCAAAAAAGAGGUCAUGAUUUGAAAGAAAGCAAGGAGGGAUUUAGGGAAAGGUUUGGAGGGAGGAACGGGGAGGGGGAAAUGAUAUAUUAUUUCAGCCGGUGGUGGUGCUGGUGGUGGCGGCGGCGGCGGCGGCGGCACACAUCUUUAAUCCCAAAACUGGGGUGGGGGGAGGGCUGUGCUAGGCAGAUCUCUGUAGUUCAAGGACAGCCUGGUCUACAGAGCAAGAUCCAGGACAGGCACCAAAACUACACAGAGAAACCCUGUCUUGAAAAAAAAAUUUUUUUUAAGUAAAAAAUUAGUUCAAUUCCCAGUAACCACAUGGUGGCUCACAACCAUCUGUAAUGAGAUCUGGUACCCUCUUCUGGCCUACAGGCAUACAUGUAGACAGAACACUGCAUACAUAAUAAAUAAUUCUAAACUGGGCGGUGGUGGCACACUCCUUUAAUCCCAGCACUCGGGAGGCAGAGCCAGGCGGAUCUCUGUGAGUUCAAGGCCAGCCUGGGCUACCAAGUGAGUUCCAGGAAAAGGCGCAAAGCUACACAGAGAAACCCUGUCUCGAAAAACCAAAAAUUAAUUAAUUAAAAAAUUAUAUUAUUUCAAAAAUAAAAGAGAAAAACUUCAAGCAGUUUAAAAGUUAAAUCUUUAUGGGGCCGGAGAGGUGGCUCAGUAAGCAGUUAAGACACGUUGCUCUAGCAGAAGAUUCAGGUUCAGUUCCCAGCCCCCGCAUGGUGGCUCCACCCACCUGUAACUGCAGUUCCAGAGGAUCUGGUGCCCUCCUCUGACCUCUGCAGGCACGGUCACACAUGUGGUGCACCUGUGUGCGUGCAGGCAAAAUACUCAUGCUCAGAAAAGAAAAAGCCUAAAAGAAGUUCAAUUUAAAAAAUGGCUUGUUCCAUUAGUAUAAACAUAUAUUCUCUUUCUUGAAAUGGCCACUGUACUUCUCUGUGGAACAAAAGCACUUGGGGUGUGUGUGUGUGUGUGUGUGUGUGUGUGUGUGUGUGUGUGUGUGUGUGUGUACUUCCUAUUUCAUCACCUAGAACACUAGGAAGAUAUGCACUCAACCUCCCUCCAUUUGCAUGAGUAUCUGGAUCAGAAUAUUAUGACUGUUGGCACAACUACUAAUAUAGUUUGUAUUCUUUAAAAACAUUAUUUUUACACUUUUUAAAAUUUUUUAUGAGAUAGGGUCUUACUGUGUAGCUCUGGCUGGCCUGGCUCUCAUUCUGUAGAUCAGGCUGGCCUCAAACUCACAGAGAUCUGCCUGCCUCUGCCUCCCGAGUGCUGAGAUUAAAGGUGUGUGCUAGCAAGCUCAGAUACAUUUAUUUCUUUUUUUUCAUUUUCCUGUUUUGGUUUUUUUUUUUUUUUUUUUUUUUUUGAAACAGGGUUUCUCUGUGGAUCCCUGGCUGUCCUAGAACUCACUCUGUAGACAAAACUGGCCUUGGACUCAGAGAUCCACCUGUCUCUGUCUCCCGAAUGCUGGGAUCAAAGGCGUGCGCCACCACUGCCCGUCCUAUUUCCUUUUCUUGAGUGCUUGUGUGACAGAGCAGAAGUGUGGUAGUCAGAGGACAGUGUUCAGGUGUGUGUCCUCUCCAUGUAAGUUCCAGUGACUGAAUUCAGACCAUCAGCCUUGGCUGCAAGCACCUCUCCUGGGUGAGCCACCUCGCUGGCCCCAGUGUGGAAUUCUUGCCAGGACUCAUGCUGAGGCUCCGGAAGUUUUCCCAUCAUUGCUUUGGCUCCGUGAGUAAAAUGUCAACACAGUGACAAUGGCUUCGACCUUAAAAAUCCCCUGAAGGAACACAGCCAGUCGAACUCAGACAACUACUAACAUAGAUAGCUAUUGUGAAAUGCAAAGUGUGGGAGAAACUCUGGUCUCUGUCUGAUGGUGUGCUGUGUCUAAGAUCAGCAAAGCUUUCACACCAGAUGCAGCUGGCUGACCUGUUUAUCAGUGGGGUGUGUGUGUGUGUGGUGUCCGAGCCUGUGUACAGACAUGCAUGUGUGCUAUGGUGCAUGUGCAGAGGUCAGAAGACAACUCUGUGGAAUUGUUUCUCUCCUUCUAUGGAAUCUGAUCAAAUUCAGACUGUCCGCUCCUCUCACUGUUUGUUUGUUUGUUUUUCCCCCGUUUUGUUUUUUUACAUAUUCGUUAGUCCCUGGUAUAAAAGGCAGGAGAGGGAUGUGCUCAGAACCAUCACCCUCUGUGGAACUCGGCUUCCUUUGACCAUCGGUAAAAUGAAUUCUGUUUGGUUUGGGGAGUUCCUCCAAAAUCACCAAGUGACUAUGUUUCGGGGGACGUGGUGGGACCUUGAAGUCCCACUGGGGGACGGUUGUGAUUGGCACAGCUGUGCUUUGGGCCACAGACUGAACAAAUCAGAAUGCCAACCCUGCUACACAAACUCACUGUCUCUGGGACCAGGAUGUCAGGAGCACGUGGCAGCGAGGACAAACAGGCUUUCGUCAGACAAGGGGGGAGCCCCGGAAGGGAGUUCACUGUUGACUCGGGAAACGGCUGAGAUUCAGUGUUCACCUGUGGCCUCUCCAUGCCACGCCAGUUGACUGCCACUGUCUGAGGCUUCACAUCUUACCAUCUGUCCCUGAUUUCACUGUUGUCCAAACUGUGAAGGGACACAGUCUCUGUGCUGUCAGAUCAUGACGAUGUGCACACAGGAGGAUUCACGAUGCAGCUCUGUGGUUUGAGAUAUGGUCAUUCAGGAGUAUCGGGCUCCCAGCGAUGGAGAAGAGCCUUUGGGCCUCUUCUUAAUAUUGUUUUAGCCUUUCCUCUUCUCCACGCACACAUCCUCUUCUGUCCCCAGGUCUCCUCCGUGGUGUGCUUCCUGUUGUCCCCCGCAGCCUCCUUUAUCACUGGACAGUUGAUCAGUGUGGACGGAGGUCAGUCGUUGUACAAUCACUCCUACCACAUACCAG
Messenger RNA from Peromyscus californicus insignis, 5439 nucleotides. RefSeq names its product peroxisomal trans-2-enoyl-CoA reductase (gene Pecr). Gene Ontology annotation, cellular component: peroxisome. Gene Ontology annotation, biological process: phytol metabolic process. The transcript has 7 exons. The record is from RefSeq and is a predicted model, not a curated record. Bases 114 to 893 code for a protein of 259 amino acids. Gene Ontology annotation, molecular function: trans-2-enoyl-CoA reductase (NADPH) activity. NCBI's taxonomy places the organism in Eukaryota, Metazoa, Chordata, Mammalia, Rodentia, Cricetidae.